CCCCCCCCCCUAAAAAAGUCAAUUUUGGUCAAAUCCAUCAAUUUUGUGAUUCAUAGCUCAUUAGAUAGAGCUAAGUGUCUACUUUCGAAUGCACUAUAGUUUAUUGGUUUUAUGAUGAGUUUUAAGGAUAUUACAUAGGUUUUUCUGAACCCUCCCACAAAAGAAAAUAAUUUUUUUUUAAACUUUGAUUUUCAAAGUCUUCCAAGCUUCUCUACCGUCUUUUAACAGUGAUGUACAUAGUUGUCGUGCAGCGCUAUACACGAUAAUUGAAUAGAGCAUUCGAACGUUAAAAUUCACAGAAUGGAAUGAAACUACUAUGCAUUGAUUCAUAACUACAUCUACAUUGGUAGAGUAGAUAUUCAAAAAUUUUUGGGUAUUAUUCCACCAAUGUAAAAUAGGCUGUGAAUCACUGUUUACUUGCUUGUUUUUAAAAACAAGAAAAAGUAUGAACUAUAAUGUCUUAUUUGUGAUCGUUGCACUAUAUUUUUAGAUAGAAAUUCGUGUUCUACUCUGUUCGCACUAGUGAUUUUUAUUAUUACUCAUUAUAAAAACUUUAUAUAUUAGUGUAUCAAGAUUAGAAAAAAAAUUAAUGGGUAAAGUAAGCAUUCGGCACAAAAAAAAGAGUACAAGGUCCAUCAUGAGACGGAUUCGCUCGAAGAGUGUAGAGCCCAAAACAGUUGAUUCAUCAUCAGCUAGCAGUGAUGAAGAUUCAGUCAUGUCGGUUCAAAAUCAAUUUACAUCAAGUACAGAUAAUGCUGAUGAUAUGAUGAAUUUUUAUUUAAUUAUUCAUAUGCAAUCUUUGAUCUUAUUGCUGAAACAAACUUUAUGUUCUGAAUGUAAUAAUUAUUGGAAUGGAUCUGCGUCGAUCAAGCAAAGGGAUGGAUUAUAUAUGCAUAUUGAAUUCAUGUGUUCUAAUUGCAGGUUCAUCACUCAUUUACAUUCAUCACCACAAAUACCGAAUACUAGACGUCGAGAAAUUAAUAUUCGAUUAGAAAUUGGUGGUAUUUUGUGUGGUUUAAGUCAUGGUGGUGUAAUGAAAUUUUUAGGUGCUUUAAAUCUACCACCACCAGUUCAAGAACAGAGAUAUAGUGAAGCACAACAAUUUAUCUGGAAUUAUGUAACAAAAGCUCAAGAAGAAUCAAUGACUGCUGCUGUUGAAGAAGCAAUCGCCGAAGGUGGUGGUAUGCGAGAAUUAACAGUAAGUAGAGAUGGUGCGUGGCCUACACGUGGUUAUUCGAAUGUUCAUGGAAUUGCAGCUCUAUGCUCAACAACAAGAUCAUCAGGUGGAAUGGAAAAAGAGAUGAUUCAUGAGAUGUUUUGUCGAUCAUUACCAAAAUAUAAUAUCAAAUAUACUUCUUAUAUCGGUGAUGGAGAUGCCAAAGUGUAUAAAUACUUGGUGGAUAAUCCUCCUUAUUCUGAUAUCAAGAAAGAAAAUGCAAAUAAAAUUUUAUCUGAUGGUAAAAGAUUUAGUGGUAAAGGCCGAAUGACUGAUACAGAAGCUGUUAAAUUUAAAAUUUACUUUGCCAAAGCAAUACGUGAAAAUAAAACUGAUUUGAAUAAACUUUAUCAACGAUCAUGGGCAAUUUUUAAACAUCAUUACUCAACAGAUGAACAACCUAUGCAUGAGUGGUGCGAUUUACGGUGGUGCAAAUAUCUGCAAGCAACAGCAAAUGGUGAAAAAUUUAACCACCAUUCGCAAAAAAUCUUCUGCUUCAAAAAAAAAAAACGUGUGAAAACAUCACAAGCAGCAGCAGCAACCACUACUAGUAUUUCUUCAAGCGAGAGUGAUAAUGAAAAUUUUCACACUGUAAAUGAAGAAAAUUUUGAUGAUAUCUCACAUGAUUUAACCAUAUUUGAACAAAUGGAAAGUGAUCAAGAUGAAUAUGAUGAUAAUAAUGAUUAUGAACCAGGAGGUGAUGAUUGA
Messenger RNA from Rotaria sordida, 1924 nucleotides. The record is from the annotation of a GenBank genome assembly. Lineage: Eukaryota; Metazoa; Rotifera; Eurotatoria; Philodinida; Philodinidae.